This is a messenger RNA of Lacerta agilis (Sand lizard), 1938 nucleotides long. RefSeq names its product selenoprotein Pb-like. Lineage: Eukaryota; Metazoa; Chordata; Lepidosauria; Squamata; Lacertidae. Gene Ontology annotation, cellular component: extracellular region. The transcript is spliced from 5 exons. Gene Ontology annotation, molecular function: selenium binding. The record is from RefSeq and is a predicted model, not a curated record. Gene Ontology annotation, biological process: selenium compound metabolic process.
AGAACAGAGCUGCAGUAGGACUGUCAUAGAACGGAGUAGAGCAACAGCUGGAGUCAUCUGAGAAAAGGCAGAGUAUCACCUGGUUGGGAAUUCUUGGUGCAGACUUUUUGGGAAGGCUGAAGGGAGGUGGCCAGGAUGGGCUGUUCAGCCCUAGCCACAACCACCUUGCUGCUGCUCCUGGCAAUUGCUGCUACGCUGGCAGACGUGGCUGAGAACAGGACCCGAAUAUGCCAGCCUGCACCACUCUGGAAGAUCAAUGGGGUGGCCCCCAUGGCUGGGAUGGAGGGCCAAGUGACAGUGGUGGCACUGUUGAAAGCCAGCUGACAGUUCUGUCUCAAGCAGGCCGCCAGCCUUGGCAGCUUGCAGAGGAAGCUGUCCCUUGAAGGAGUGACCAAUGUCAGCUUCAUGAUUGUGAAUGAGAAGACUCCUUUCUCCAGGGCUAUGUACUGGGAGCUCAAAAGGCAUGCCCCAGAGGGAGUUCCUGUUUACCAGCAGCAGAUUCUGGAGCCUGACGUCUGGCAAAUUCUAGAUGGGGACAAGGAUGACUUCCUGAUCUAUGACAGGUGCAGCAGGCUGGCUUUCCACAUCCAGCUGCCAUACAGUUUUCUGCACUUGCCCUAUGUUGAAGCAGCCGUGCGGUACACACACAGCAAAGACUACUGCGGCAAUUGUUCCUGGUACCCCUCUAACAGCAGCCAGGAGGUGAAUAAGACAGCAAGUCUUAACGUGACGACAACUGAGGCAUCUGGACACAAAGAGAAGCACCUGGAAGAACCCAAGUACCAUCAUGAUGAGCCAACCCAAGAAGCACCUAACACCAAGCACACAGCCCAUCACUAUUCACAUCAUGGAGGAGUCGGCAACCAUAAAGCCUUGGGUUUGAGCAGUACACACCAGCCAGUUCUCCACUCUCAGAAUCGCUCACGGAAACAUCAAACAAGGGAAUCCCCAUAAAACAUUUAAACUUCAGUAUAUGCAACACCCAACGGUUAGCCAUAAGCACUCUCAGCACUAAGCAAGCUUUUAAGAAGAGCCAGGGGGCAAACUUACAUGCAUCAGAAGGAAGAAGUAUGAUGGUUCAGUUUUCAGCAGGGGAAGGGAAGUGAACGUUCCACUCCCUAAAUUAACACAAACGUUCAAGGUCUCUCAACUGAUAGCAGAGGGCACAACACAAACUUUUGUUGUGUCAUAUAUGUGAUUGGAAAGUUUAACUGCUUGUCCACAAUGAGACUUCUAUUUUGAAUCUGGCUCCCAAUUAACCACCAGUUUUGUUCCACCAAGCCUUAAGGUGGUGUUCAUCUUGGGCUCAGAUGGAUUUUUGGAUACAUCACAUUUCUGUGGUGAGGACUGCCUAAGGAAGCCAUCUUGUUUUCCUCAGGAACACAGAGCUGCUAUGGUAAUCAGCUUCUUGGGAAGCCAAUUUUGACCCUCCCUUUUGCAUUUCCUGCUUUUCUGCACUCAAUGAAGCAUGUGAUGUAAACCUUUCACCACAUGCUGACACUGUACAUAAAAGCAUGUCCUUGGAGAUGGAAGGAUGGGGAUCAGAAAUGGUAUUAACAGGAGGGUGACUGACUGUGGCAGAGAAGGCUAACUUUGAACCUGGGGCUCAAGGUUUUGUACAUUAAAGUCCAUGCACACAAAUUACUAGCUUGAAAACUGACAUUUGUUGUGUUGUUGCUGGAAAUAAAGAACAUUUGUGGUUUGUAGGAAUGGAAGUGGUGAGACAGAAUUAGCCAAGUUUACAGGUAUGUUGAUAGAGGUAUGAAAGACAGAGAAGUCUGAGGGGAGAGUUGAGUUUGUCAGUGCUAUGAGAGCUGAACAAGGGAAGAAAAUGCCAUGUAUCAGGAAAAUUCAUGGAAAGGGAUGCACUGCUUGCUGAUUAAAAGUAGUAAAACUGUUUCUGGGGAAGAAUGUUGGAAAUAAAUUCUCUGAAAUGAA